AUGAUGAUGGAAGAAUCGACAACAACAAGCAAUCAAACACACAUUCACGAUUUGCCAACAGAGGUGAUCGAGUUAACCUUUUCAUUCUUGGGUACAAUUCCCUUGAUGAGAAGUGUUUAUCCUUCCUGUAGGAGAUUCCACGAAAUUAUCAAUGAAAGUGUAGUAAAUUGGAUGAGUUUAGAAUUGUUCCCAUUCACUGAUGGAUAUCAAGAUGAUGAUAAUUUUAAACUUGUAGAUUUUGAAAAUCCAAUCAAGAAGCGUAACAUUUCCAGCAGUGGUUUGAUUAAACUUUUUGACUUGUUGGUUCCAAAGUUUGGUAGCAAAUUCCGUGAUUUAUCAUUAACUUUUUCAUCAUUAUUUACUUGUUCACCACCAGUUUUUGAAAUGAUCAGCACACAUUGUACCAAUAUUAAAUCCCUCAAAAUUGAAGCACCUUCUUCCGGACGUCCAGCAAUGGCUGCUAAUUUAUUGAAGGUUUUGGAGGCUUCUAGCUCAAAUAUUCAAGAACUUAUUGUUCAUGGAGGCUUUCCUCAUUCUGAUUUUCCUGCAAUUUCAAAAGUAAUUGGUAAAACUUUAAAGUCACUCUAUAUUGAAGAAAAGGAAGAAACAGAAGGUCACUCAACUCACUGUCCACAAGAUAGAGAUGCCUCUUAUCAAUAUGUAGAGUUGGAACAUUUGUAUUUGGGUGGUGUAAAAGUUGACAAGGCUUUCUUGGAAUCAUAUUUUAAGAAUAGUUCCAAGUUAAAGUCAAUAGUAUUUGAUCAAUGUCAUUUGAACAUUGAGGCUAUCAUUGACUUUUUAACUACAUCUGAAGUAGUUAAUAAUGUACAACAUUUAGAGUUCCUUUGUUGCUCCUUGAAUACCAAAGUUAUUCCAACCAUGAAUAUGUGGGGAAGAAUCUUUGACAAAUGUCCAAACCUUGUUAAUUUAUUCAUUCAUUGUUCCAGUCCUUCUGACAACACUCAAGAGUAUGAUUUGUGCUUUGGAGAUGCAGAAAUAACAGCCUGUGUUGACAAGUGUAAAAAGCUUGAAGUAUUAGACAUUCGUAAUAGUAGCAUGAGUGGAAAGUUCUUCAAAGAUCUUCAAAAAGCCAAAAAGUUGGAAACUCUCAUUAUGGAAUCUAAAAAUUGGAACAUGUCAAACAUUCUUACAGAACAUGGCAGCCCAAUUUAUAGUCAUUCUAUUAAGAAUUUGUGCAUGUAUGGAGAUAAGUGUGAUAACUCUUUGGAAAAGCCAAUUUCUACUUUAUUUCCAACAGUUGAGUUUGUACACUUUGACAAAUUUGCUUAA
This is a messenger RNA of Naegleria gruberi, 1290 nucleotides long. RefSeq lists its product as uncharacterized. The transcript has a single exon. The record is from RefSeq and is a predicted model, not a curated record. NCBI's taxonomy places the organism in Eukaryota, Heterolobosea, Eutetramitea, Acrasida, Naegleriidae. The coding region runs from base 1 to 1290 and encodes 429 amino acids. Gene Ontology annotation, molecular function: protein binding.